AUGUCACUCGAGGUAAUUUACAUCACUCGCCAUGGAUUCCGAUCCAAUUGGCUCGUCGACCCUUCAACGGGCAAUUACACGGCCUCCAUCCCAUCGCCCACAGGAAUCCCCUCGGAUCCGGCCCUGACGGCACACGGCGUCGACCAGGCCAAGGAACUCGGCGCCCACCUCCUGACCGUCGAGCCUCCAAUCGAUGCCGUCUACUCAAGCCCCUACUACCGCUGUCUGCAGACCAUCACGCCCUUUGUCUCCCUCAAGGAGGACGAAAUCAACCAAGGCGCCCAAAAAGACGUUGGCGCUAAGAGCGAUACCACCGUUAUUCGCCCCGAGCAUGGUCUCUGCGAAUGGUAUGGAGCCGCCCCGUUUGACCACCCAACGCCGGCCUCGCCGGAUGUGUUGAAGCCCAGGUUCCGUCACCUCGAUGCAGCGUAUCAGAGCCGCGUGUUUCCCGCCCGCAAAGGCGAGACCAUCGCUGAAUUGCACGACCGCGUCGCCGCCGCCGUUCAAGCCAUCAUUGAGCAGUGCGAUGCCGAGGGCAAGCGCGCCGUCGUCCUGUGUUCACACGCAGCCUCAAUCAUUGCGCUUGGUCGGGUGCUUACCGGAAAUAUGCCCGAGAACAUUGAUGCGGAAGACUUCCGAGCCUUCACCUGUGGGUUGAGCAUGUACCGGAGAAAAUCACCGUCUUCUUCGGAACGAGCGUCAGAAACCGAUGGUCCUGGUCCUGGUUCUGAUGCUGGUGCCCCAGGAGAAACCACUUCUUGGAAAAAUGGUCGGGGAGUUGGAGGAGGGUGGGUAUGCGAACUCAACAGCGAUUGCAGCUUCUUGAGCGGAGGCGAAGAGAGGGGAUGGAGAUUCUCGGGCGACGAGUCCUUUUCCGCGGCCGAGAAGUCAUCGGAGGUGGACGCUGGCGUCGCGCUCGGCGUGGUGGUGGAAGGAAAAGUGAGACCCGACAAGGCCUCUCCCCACAGAGGAGCUGCAGGUCAUCAUCGCCUCUAG
Colletotrichum siamense is the source of this 996-nucleotide messenger RNA. RefSeq names its product Transcription factor tau 55 kDa subunit (gene TFC7). NCBI's taxonomy places the organism in Eukaryota, Fungi, Ascomycota, Sordariomycetes, Glomerellales, Glomerellaceae. The record is from RefSeq and is a predicted model, not a curated record. The transcript has 4 exons. The coding region runs from base 1 to 996 and encodes 331 amino acids.